CAAAUCCCAUCUAUCUGCAGGAGCCUCGCGCCGCGCACCCAAAGCCUUUUCUCGCUCCGUCGCAUCAGUAGGCAGCGGCAACCAUGGCUGAGGAGUCGCUCUACUGCCCGGACUGCCACCGCUCCACGGAGGUUGUUCUGGACCACGCCACCGGCGACACCGUGUGCACCGAGUGCGCGCUCGUCCUCGAGGCGCACUACAUCGACGAGGGCUCCGAGUGGCGCAACUUCGCCGACGACGGCGGCGGCGAGGACCGCGACCCCAGCCGCGUCGGCGGGCCCAACGACCCCUUCCUCUCCAACGCGCCGCUCGUCACCCGCAUCGCCUACUCCGGCCCGCAGAAGGCGCAGGCCGAUGGCGGCCACGCGCUGCCGAGGAUGCGGGUCAACGUCGGCGGGGCGGACCCCGAGCAGUCGCUGGUCGAGGCGUUCCAGGCCAUCGCCGACAUGGCCGACCGCCUCGGCCUCGUCGCCACCAUCAGGGACGGCGCCAAGGACGUGUACAAGAAGCUGGACGAGGCCAAGGCAUGCCCCCGGGGGAAGAAGCGGGACGUUUUCUACGCCGCCUGCCUCUACAUCGCGUGCCGCAACGACGGCAAGCCGCGCACGUACAAGGAGCUCGCCACGGUGACGCGCGCCGGCGCCUCCGCAAAGAAGGAGAUCGGCCGGAUGACCACGCUCAUCAAGAAGGUGCUCGGGGAGGAGGCCGGGCAGCAGGUUCUGGACAUCGGCGUCGUGAGCGCCACCGACUACCUGCGCCGCUUCUGCUCCCGGCUCGGGAUGGGCAACCAGGAGAUGCGCGCCGCGCAGGAGGCGGCGCGGAGGCUGGAGGCUGGCCUCGACGUGCGGCGCAACCCCGAGUCCAUCGCAGCCGCCAUCAGCUACAUGGUCGUGCAGCGCGCCGGCGCCAGCAAGACCGCCAAGGACGUGUCCAUGGCCACCGGCGUUGCCGAGGUCACCAUCAAGGAGGCGCACAAGGACCUCGCCCCGCACGCUGAGAUGCUCUUCGCCUAACGGGCUUGUCCUAGCUCCUGGAUGCGUUUCUCGGCGAUCAUGCAUUGGCAUGUCGGCCGUCGUGUCCCGUCCCGUGUUCUUGAUUCAUGGCAUGUCUUUGACAUGUCCGUGUUCCUAGCAAACUAGGACAUGUGGAUCAAAGUUUCUGUUGGACUUCGAUUCCAAGUACUGUUCAUUCGUGAAUCCGUGCUUGAUUC
This is a messenger RNA of Setaria italica (foxtail millet), 1210 nucleotides long. RefSeq names its product transcription initiation factor IIB. Gene Ontology annotation, biological process: DNA-templated transcription initiation; transcription preinitiation complex assembly. Bases 84 to 1013 code for a protein of 309 amino acids. The record is from RefSeq and is a predicted model, not a curated record. Gene Ontology annotation, molecular function: TBP-class protein binding. Gene Ontology annotation, cellular component: transcription preinitiation complex; nucleus. NCBI's taxonomy places the organism in Eukaryota, Viridiplantae, Streptophyta, Magnoliopsida, Poales, Poaceae. The transcript has a single exon.